GAAGUGGAGUAUGGAGUAGGGCUGGGCUUAACGUUGGUGGGCUCGACUCGCUCCGCUCCUGCUUCCCUUUCCCCUCCCUCCGGCUCAGCCCGUUUUGUCCUGUCCGGUCAUGCAGGCGGUGGAGCGGGACGGGGCGGCAGGUGGCCCCGAAGGAGUGGCGGGGGGCGGUGAGGCACCGCCGGAGCCGUCGCCGCCCAAGGCCGCCGCUGCUUUCGACCUGCUGGAGCUGGUGCGGAGCUACCGGCGGCUGCAGCUCUACCUGGAGCCGCUGCGGGACGCCGCCGAGGGCGUCCGCUCCCUCCUCCGGUGGCAGCGGCCCGUGUGCUCCCUCUUUGUCUGCCUCGGCCUCAACUUCCUUCUGCUCACCGUCGGCCAAGCCGCCUGGUACUCGGUGCUCGCCCUCUUGGUCGUGGUGCCGGCCCUGCUGGGCUACCUGCAGGAAACGUGCCGGGCCCGGCCCUCGGAGUCAGAGCUGGUGCGCAGGCGGUACCACAGCGUCCACCGGGAGGACCUGCGCAGGGUGCAGCUCUCACGGCAAGAGGCCAUCGCCCAGGUCAAGAGCUUCCUGAUCCAGCUGGAGGGGUUCCUGAGCGGAAUGUGCUGCAGCUGCAAGGCAGUAUAUCGUGUACUGUACUGGGAGAACCCCACUGUCUCUUCUCAGUUUUAUGGGGCGCUGCUGGGCUCUGUCUGCAUCCUUUACCUGUUGCCCCUCUGCUGGGUCUUGGCAAUCCUCAACAGCACCCUCUUCCUGGGCAACACCCAGUUCUACCAAGUGAUAAUGGAGCUCAAGACCUCGUUUGAGCAGCGUGUGGGCACCAAACCUCUCGAGAGCACUCCAGAGCCUGCCGAACCCCUGCCAGCUGCGGCCCCACUGGAUCGGACACCCACACCCACCAGCACAGAGGACCUUACCCCUGGCAGUGUGGAGGAGGCGGAGGAGGCAGAGCCAGAUGAAGAGUUCAAAGAUGCUAUCGAGCGGGAGAAGGAGAACCAGCUGCUAGUCAUGGAGGAUGAUGAGAGCUCUCAGUGCUCAGCAGAUUUUGACCUCAGCCUCCCGGACAACGGUUUUAUGAGCAAAAAUGAGGUGAUCCGCAGCAAGGUGUCACGCCUGACUGAGCGCCUCCGCAAGCGCUACCCCAGCAACAACUUCGGGAGCUGCACAGGCUGUGCAGCCACCUUCUCUGUGCUCAAGAAGAGGCGGAGCUGCAGUAACUGUGGGAACAGCUUCUGCUCCAGGUGUUGUUCCUUCAAAGUCCCAAAAGCUGUGAUGGGAGCCACAGCCCCAGAGGCUCAGAGGGAGACAGUAUUUGUGUGUGGUCUGUGCAACCAGGUGCUCAUCAAGUGACUGAAACAGACCCAGCCAGCCCCUGGGUCCUGCGCUGCCUGACACCCGGGGCAGCAGGCACCCUUGCAGCUGGGAGCCUGGGCCGCUUGGUUCCCAGCGUGGUGUCACCCUGCCAGAGGACACUUGUGCUCCGUGUUCCUUCCGCCAGCACUAGGCUUGGGGCAGACUAGCUCUCCUUUCCACGCAGCAUCUGCCACACCAGCUGUGUCCCUGUGGCGGAGCAGUGCCCACAGCUGUGUCCCCAUCCCUGCAGCUGCCACUGGCAGCUGCUCCAAGUCCUGGGUGCUCCCUGGCACUCACUGUGCCGUGCAGAACCUGUGUCCUGGCUCAGUGAUGGAGAAGCCAUCCUUCCCACUUAUGGCCCUGCCUCCUGGGUGGGGCAGAACAACCUCAGGGCUCUGUCUCUACCUUUUCCUGCACUGUGCUAGAUGACUUUCGGUAUCUUUGGCAUCAAGGCAGAGCUCUACCUGCAUCCCCAGGAGAUGUGGUCUCUGGUCCUGACUCAGCUGAGAUCCUGCUAGUCGCUACUGCACUCCUUGGCCUCAAGGACUGCAGGUUCAGUUGUGUGUCUGUUCCCUGCU
Molecule: messenger RNA, 1926 nt
Organism: Athene cunicularia (burrowing owl)
Lineage: Eukaryota; Metazoa; Chordata; Aves; Strigiformes; Strigidae
Gene: ZFYVE27
Product: zinc finger FYVE-type containing 27
Exons: 12
Coding region: 110-1345 (411 amino acids)
Biological process (GO): endoplasmic reticulum tubular network formation; vesicle-mediated transport; positive regulation of axon extension
Cellular component (GO): endoplasmic reticulum tubular network; growth cone membrane
Molecular function (GO): metal ion binding
Source: RefSeq, a predicted model, not a curated record